UUGCCUACUGUAUGUGUGACUUACGUCAAGCCAGACAUGCAGUCGAAAUAUUCCAAAUAUUACUAUUUAUUUAUAUUAUGUGUAGUGUAAAUAGUAAAUGGUAUGUAAAAAAAAUAUUAAAAUCUCACAUAACUGGAAUAAAGCCAAAUCAAUAAUUUUAUUAAAUUGGAACCGAAUAAAAUCUAGUGCCCCAAAAAUUUACGAAGCAAUUAAAUAUUUUAAUUAAACUCUUGUAGUUCUCUUAGAAGAUAGGUGUUAUUAACGUGUUGUUUCUCUUAACCAAUAGUUGUAUUUAUAAUUAAUUCUGAUAAAGAAAUAUUGAAGUUUUGUGUUACUGACGAUUAUUAUUCUAAUAAUUAGAAAUGUGCGGGUUAUUUCGAAAAAGAGACACAAUCGUAAGGAAGUUAAUGACUUAUUUUUGCAAAUAAACAGUGUAGCAGAAAAAAAGGUGUUUCGACAUGGGGAACUCCUGCAGCAGUGGGCAGGCUCACAAGGAUAAAGACAAUAUGUCCCAAAGGUCCGAAGAAUCAGGAAGUUAUCAAAUUCGGGCAAGUUUACCAACCGAAAAGCAACAAACUUUGCUGAAUCAUAUCACUCCACAUUCUGGAGUUAUCCUUGAGCCCAGUACCGCAGGACAACCUCCAUUACAACCACAACCUGCCCCUGCUUCCGUGCCGCCUGCACAGGAGAAGAAACCCACACUUUCAAAGGUUUUGAAAGGUGUGGCUGCCCCAAGCAUAUCUGAUUCGAUGUCGCUAAGUUCACCACCUGGAUAUCAGAGUCCGAAGGAAUUUGACAAAUUUUUCGGAGGAAAUGUUCCUAAGGAAGUCACAAGCCUUUCUGAGCACUUGCAAAAUUUUAUCAUGGGAAGAGUUGCCCAAGCUAAGACUGCUAUUAGAAGUAGAAAAAUUGUGAUUUAUGUAUGUGCUGCAGAUUCACAGGAUUGUUGCGUCGAGAAGGGUACUUUACACAACGUCAUUUACCCCGAAUUAAGAGCGCACUGUAGGUCAAAGGGUUAUGAACUUCAUAUCGUGGAUCUACACUGGAAGACUUUAUUAGAAAAACAGCAAGACCAUGAAUUUCCGGAAUUAUGUAUAGGAGAAUUAACUAGGCAAAUGGAAGUUGCUUAUGUUAUUCCAGUAUUGUUUCUAAACAAUUCUUUGGGAACGCAACUGCUUCCAAUUACAAUUGAGAGUACAGACUUCAAAAUGGCAAUGGAAAGUGCUGAAAAUCAGUCAGCGCAAGGAUUACUAUCAAAAUGGUACAUGUUAGACAGUGAUGCUCAACCACCGUGCUAUCGUCUGAGGCCAAUAUCAUGCCACAUACCAGGUUUCAAAGAGACAUCGUUGGAGGAUCGAGAAAAAGCUUUUGCUGAAUGGGCCACAGAAAUCGAUAAAAUGCUAGGUGUUCUCAUUACGGUGUUUUCACAAGAACUACGGGACACAUAUCUGACGACAGUUGUAGAACAGGAAGUACAUAACACCGUCUUCAUGAGUCAAGAGUUAGCCAAAAGAUGUAUUUGGUUGAACAGGGUGUACACUCCAACUGCAAAAACACCAGAAAAUAUGACACCCGGAGAAGCAGAAGCACACAGAAGACUAAAUACUUUGCAAAAGGAUUUAAGAAAUCAACUAACUGAGAAACACAUUGUGAGGAUACCAGUUAAAUAUGUGGAAGGCGGGCUGAAUCUGGAAAUUGCGGAACAUGAGCAAUAUAUUUGUCAGGUCACAAUUCACCUAAAAAAACAUCUAAGUGAAAUGAUUAGUACCAUAAUCGAAGAACAUCAGAGUAAAACUAUGCUGAAACCAAGUCAUGGUAUCGAAGCCAGUUUAUUCGAGGAGCUCAAUCAACAGACCAGUUUUUGUCAAAAAGCUGCACAAUGUAGUAUAAAUAGAGAAAAAACAAUAAACGAUAUAAAAACAUACAUUACUGGAGGGGAAACAUUUCCGCUAGUUAUAUAUGGCCCGAGUGGUUGUGGCAAAACAACGUUAUUAGCCAGAAUAGCGCAAUGUUGCCAACAAUGGCUGCCCGAAGCUUUUUUAAUAGUUAGAUUUAUCGGCAUUAGUGCCCAAUCAAGUACAAUAGAGCAACUGUUAAGUUCAAUUACAAAUCAAUGUUCAAUAUUAACAUAUGGUCAUAAAUGUUAUUGUACUCAUAGUUUAGAAACUUAUGAAAGGAUACUUCCAACCUUAUUAACAGCUAGUUGUUUACAAAGACCUCUAAUAAUUUUGUUAGAUGGUCUGGAUCAAGUGAGAGCGUACAGUUCUAAAAAUAUAGAUUGGCUUCCCAUGAAGUUGCCAGAUAAUAUAAAGUUAAUAAUCUCUGUAUCAGAGGCUAGUGAUAUGCAUGCAGAUAUUAGUAAGAAAUUACAAGAAAAUAGUUUUAUUAAGAUGCCCCUCUUAGGAGAAACAGAAGCCAAAGGUAUUCUCAUGUCCAGCGUCAUGCAGUACAAUCAUAGCGUUAAUUCUAAAAUACAAGACUGUGUGUUAAAAUCUGUCCAGGAAUGCACCAUUCCACUUUAUUCUAAGGUUCUGGCGUGGCAAACAUCAUGGUGGGUUGAUAAGGAACAUGACAUAGUGCCGAAAGGUCAUGUAAACGAUCAAUUAAAUUUAAUGUUAGAAGAAUUAGAAACUAUUCUUGGUGUAACACAAGUUCAACAUGCACUUGCAAUAUUAACCAACACUAAACAUGGUAUUACUGAUUCCGAAAUGAUAGACUUGCUAGCUUUUGAUGAAAAUUUCCACAGCAGUUCAACGCAUGUAUCGUGGGCACCAGCGUGUUUGGCCUGGUCGAGGCUGAAUAAACAUUUAGCUCCUUUCCUCCAAUGGUCCUUGACAGGGGGAGUGUUAGGUGUUCAGUGGAAGGACAAUAUGCUACGACGAGCUGUUACCGAAAGAUACAGUGCUCAUAAGACAUGGGCAAACCAAAUGCUGUUUGAGUACUACAACGGAAAAUGGUGGAAUAACAAACCGAAAAAUUUGCAAGCACGUCUUGUCAUGCAAGAAAAUAUGUUGGGAAAAUGUUACAAUAGAAGAAAACUGGAUGAACUCCCCUUCCAUUACUUCCAUUUGAAUUCCGAUUUGGAGGAGUCCAAGUACCUUACUGACAUCUCUUGGAUCUAUGACAAAGUGUGCGGUUCGAAUUGUUAUCAAAUUUUGGAAGACAUUAAUUUGCAAAGUACUGUUAAACACGAAUUUACUCAAAUAUUAAAAGACUUCAUUGAAACUCAUGCUAGCGUACUGAACUAUGACGGUCGGCAGUUUUAUUCUCAUUUGUAUAAAUAUUUAGAAGAUAAAAUUAGUAAGAAAGAAUUUAGUGUAGAAUAUAACGACUCCAACUUAUCUAAAAUGUAUAGUAUAACUAAGGAUCCACCAGUUCUAUCAUUAAUGCCGUUAAACAGCGCGUUGAUGCAAGCACCCGAAGAAUUUCCAGAUAAUGUGUUCCGCGAAAAGACUUUUGAUUUAAUUAUAAGGCUGCCCAAAACUAAUCAAUUCAUCGUUACGGUUUCGACAAAUAAUGAAGAAUUGUGCGUAUGGGAUAUUAUCAGUUCUCAACCUGUACGGAUAUUAAAGGGAAUACCACACCCGACCAACGUUAUACCCAUAGACAAAUUUAAAUGUAUAGUACUGUGUAGAAGGGAGCUGAGAAUAUACGACUUAAACUCCGGUAGUUUUGUAACUAAACUAAAAGGAGUUAUGAACCAAAAGAUGCCUUAUUAUGGGCUGCAUGACCAAUCCCAUUUAGUGGCACUUAGUAGGAACCGAAUGUAUAUAAAUCUUAUGAAUUUAGAAUCAGGUGACUGCGUUACCACAUUCAAGGCAGGGGAAGACCGCUUUCUCAAUUCCCUGCUGGUUUCGGGGGAUGGGAGAGUCCUUGUAUGUGGUGAUGAAACUCAGAAACCUUUUCCAUUGUUGGUGUGGAAUUUGAAAUCCAGGAAAUUGUUAUAUGACCUUAGGAUUCCUCAUCACGACUUUAUUACGUCUUUAUCAGCAAUUACCUUUGAAGGUAAUUAUGUUUGUUGUGUAUGCCACGAAAUAGAUGAACCCAAUCCGAAUUUUAUUGUUGUAUAUGAUUUGCAAAGCGGCACGUUAUUUAAAAAAUGGAAGCCAUCUUGUAAUACGGUUUCCUUAGAAAUAAGCUCACAAGGUGGCUGUGUCAUAUCUGGUCUCGAAGAUGCAAGGAUUCUUGUGUGGGACCUCAUUACUGGUAAUUGUCGGUGGUCAUUAAGUGGACAUACUGCACCAGUAUCUUUAUUACGAUUAGACCCUACAGGAGCAGUGUGUCUUUCCACGGAUUCAGAGUGCAGAGACAGGUCAAUUCGAAUAUGGGAUCUAAAUAAAGGUGAUUUGGUAGCUGUAUAUACUCCAAAAACCAAUAUCACUGCAUGUGAGAUAACAUCCCAUGGUAGACAUAUCGUCCUUGCCUUAGAUGGAUAUAAACAAUUAAUAACUCUUCAGUUGCGAGGACAGGGCAUUGAAGAACAACAAGAGAAUGAAUCUUAUGGUGAUCCAGACUACACAGGCAAAACAUUUGUUUUACAAGAUACUUGCUGACCGAAAUAAAUAUUCAUUCAUUCAUUUUCAUCUGAAAUAAUUUGACAUAAAUAUGUCUGUAAUACUUAUUUGUCAAUAUCAUUGGUUUACUUGUUUAUUUAUUUAUUUGGAGAUCUGUGCUGGUCACAGUUCUCAAAACAUAGGCAGCUCAUUAUUCUAAUGAAAUAAUGUUUCUGAUUAAAGUAAAUACCUUAAUAGAAAAAAUAUAAAAAGUUAUUUUCAUAAUUGGCAGCUCUAAAUAUAAAAAACAACAUUUGUGUUAAAGAUCUUUUACUCUGUUCCAAUAAUUAGCUAUAAUUUUUUUUUUAAAUAAUACAAUUCGAUAUAAUGCAGGAAUAAUUUUUGCGAGUUUUGUGCAUUAUACGUUCCAAUCGCCUUAAUUUAGUUAACAAACUCUUCAAUUAGAAAAUAAAGAUAAUAAAAUACACAGAACUUCUAUUAACAUUUCAAAUAAGGUUAUAAGUUUUAAGACAAC
This is a messenger RNA of Anoplophora glabripennis (Asian longhorned beetle), 5028 nucleotides long. RefSeq names its product NACHT and WD repeat domain-containing protein 2. NCBI's taxonomy places the organism in Eukaryota, Metazoa, Arthropoda, Insecta, Coleoptera, Cerambycidae. The coding region runs from base 459 to 4553 and encodes 1364 amino acids. The transcript is spliced from 20 exons. The record is from RefSeq and is a predicted model, not a curated record. Gene Ontology annotation, molecular function: protein binding; ATP binding.